Peromyscus californicus insignis is the source of this 10888-nucleotide messenger RNA. It is a transcript of the gene Rarres1, whose product is annotated as retinoic acid receptor responder 1. The record is from RefSeq and is a predicted model, not a curated record. Gene Ontology annotation, molecular function: metalloendopeptidase inhibitor activity. The transcript has 6 exons. Bases 4554 to 5432 code for a protein of 292 amino acids. NCBI's taxonomy places the organism in Eukaryota, Metazoa, Chordata, Mammalia, Rodentia, Cricetidae.
GCUCACUGAGAUGUGAAGGGGAAAACUUCAUCACAUCCUUCCAUAUCCCUGUGAGCCCAACUUAAUGCCUUUCCCCUGCUGGAGACAGGCAGAAAGGCAGUCUCCAAAAACAGCCUUUGAGUUGAAUGUCUCCAACAGAAUUCUUCUUUUGAAAUAAAAUUAUGCCAACUUCCCUCAGUUUAUUUUGCCUCCACAGUCUAAGCCCUGCACCUCUCCCUUGGUCGCCUGUUCCGACAAGAAUGAAAUGCUCUAAAGAGACACUUGUGCCCUCCCUUUGUUUCUGAGUUUGAAACAGUGGUCCCCAAAGAAUCACAGUUUCCCCGAGGGAAUCUCAUUCUGGGGGGAAGGGAUGGCUGAUGCCUGGUACCAACCAGAGGAGUUUGCCUUCCAAGAAGAGAUGUCGCACAGCUCUGACACCUUAUAUGAUGACCACCUUGCAGGACAGACUGGGCAGAGACCGUGAUGGGUAAGCCAUGGGCAGCAUCACCCCUUGGCGAGGACUGCUUGGUGAUACACACCUCUUGCCCUCUAUUCAAACCUGACUCUUGUAUCAGGACUGUGAAAACUGAUUUGGGGGGUCACUAGACCUCUUUUCUGUUCCUGUCUCUGCUUUUCACUAUUAUCUCUGCAAUUGGCCUGUUGGGGACAAGUGGCCACGUCGAGCUUGGUAGAACUGUCAGGGCUCAGGCUUUGACCCAAACAACCCCGGUGACACCUGAAGUUGUGGAAGAGAUGAGACAAUGCUUGGAGUGAAGCUGACCUCCUUCCUGUUCUGAGGGUGACGCAAACCCUGAGUGAGCGACUUCACCUCUCUAGUUCCUAGCAUACUCCAUAAACAUCAAGCACUUGUCUAAAGCACUGCUUCCCAAAAUACCACCUGCCAUUUCAUUAAAUGAAAUGUUGCAGCCAAAAGUCAGUUCCUCGACUGUCAGAUUUAGCCAUCACCAGCCACAAAUAGCUAAGUCUAUUUAAAUCAGUUUACAUAAGGAUGUCGGUUCCUCAACUGCAUUUGCCAUAUCUGAAGCAUAGUUGAAGUUACAUAUACCUAGUGUAAAUGUAACAUUUUCACCAGAAAAUUCUACUGGACAGUGCCCUGUCUGCUUGGGUUCUGAAGUACAAAGAUUAAAUACUGGUUUCUUUGAACUCUUUCCUUGUUGGCAGAAAAAAAAAUCAGCCUCCUGUUUGCUGCAGCAUCUCUUUGGGAUGAACCUUGCUUCCCUCCAGUUCAGCCUUCAAAAAGAAUUUGCUUGCAGUCCUUAACCUCCUCGGUUCAGAAGACUCGGGUUUGGAGAGUGUGGGGCAAUGUGGGCAGGUGCUGGAAGUUCCAAACUCAGCACUUCACUCCUAAGCAAAGAGUACCCCUAGAGUUUCACUGCAGCCACUUUGAGCUUUGAGUGGGGGACACCAUGAAGUCCCCCCCAAGAACCCAAAGUACCUUCAUGGCAGAGGCCAGAGACCAGAGACUGUAUCUAUUUGGAAAGCAAUUGGCACUAUCAAAUAGGGAUCCUGUUUUUCUGUGAACAGCCAAGUGCCUUCCUCAAGGAGUUUUGAGACAGAUAUCAUGGGCUAGGAACAUGGUAUAGGGAAUGUGUAAGUUCAUGGGGUUUAACCUUCACAAAAGCCAAGGCCUCUUAAAACGUGAGAUGAAGACCCAAGGAAUCAGCCAGGGUCCCUGGUUCCAUGGCUUAGAAAUAACAUCUUCCCUUUCCUGUCUGGGCUUCAUUGGGCUUCAGCUCUCUAUAGUCAAACAGGAUGGGAAAGAUGUUUAUAGACAAGGUAAAUGGGUCACCCCUAACCUUCUGCUAAAGUCAUCUACCUUCAUCUUUGCCAGGGGGAAGAAAUAAAGAAGGAAUAUAAAUUUAUAUAUGUCUUGAUUGUUAACAGUGCUUACAAAAGAAUAUAUGAAGGAAAUAUCUAAGCCUUUAUUGAAUAGCCCAGCAGUUUUUAGCACAGCCCCUUUUAUCAUUUAUGGAAAAGAAAGUCACAGCUGGAUUUAUUCGUCAAGAUUCUAUCUUCUUUCUAAUUUGAUAGCAACAACAAUAAUGACAGCAAUUUCAAAUAGUCAUUAUUUGGUGCUCAGCACAUACAUGUGGGUAUUAGCACACUUGAACCUCACAAUCACUCAGUAAGGUAGGAGGUGCCACCCAAGCACAAAUGGGAAAAUCACCUUAACCCAAGUAUCCUGGCCCCAAGUGCAUGCUGUGGGCUCUUGAUUACCUGUGGUGAUAAUACAGAUCAGAAGCAGACGUUAUAAGCCCACCCAUUCCCAUGCUCCAUCUCCAUUCUGUCCUUCAAAUGUGGCUGUGGCUGGUUGGUUCUUUCAGAGGUAUUCUGUACAUACAUGUAUAUCCAGGGGGCACUGGGAAGUCUUGACCGGGGAUAUGGAUAGGGACACUUUUGUGUCCCAUAUUGUCGAGAAGAAUCUGCAUAGGUAUGUUAACAGUUUAGUACAGACACACUGUGAAUAUAUGUUUGUUGUGCAUUAACUCUCCAGCCCUGGACGAAUGCCGGGUUGAUUCCAGAAGACAUCAACUAGAGUCCCUAUUCCCAGAAAGUUCCUGGGCCUAAAUGUUCAGAGAAUGAAAGAAGGCUGCUGAGGAGAGGACAAGGGUGACACAGACAUCUCAAGUCUCAGAGAUGAGGCUGACCCCCUGAGCAGAGGGGCACAACAGCUCUGGAAUGACUGGCUUUUUGUUUCCCUCCUCCUGCCUGGGUGGGAGGGAUGGCAGCUUGUCCUGGGGUGGUAAUCUGCCGUUCACAAAUGGCCCGGCUUUCUGAAUAUAGAGCAGCAUAAAGAUCCAAUACCUCUCCCUGCUCAUUGGCAUCUGCGGCGGGAGGGGGAACAGGCCGCAGAUGCCAAUGAGCAGUUCUGGCCGCAUCUCACCCAUGUACCCUAGGAGAUCCAUGUUUUCUGACAGCAGAGGUCCACUUUGCUUUCCAAGUGUCCGUGUGGGUACUUACCAUGGUUAGUCUAGAGACAAGGAGAGCGAGUAAAAUAAAGUGGAAAUUAAGGGUGUCUGGGCCUUUUUAAGUACUCCGUCUACCCCAGUGAUUCUGCUGUCCCCUCUGGACAUGACUUCCAGCCCUGAGCCGGGUUAAAUCUCUACCUUAGGGCUUCCUGCUCCGUCCUCAAUUUUCUGCAGAGAGUGUUAUUACAAACAGCACGGGACACAUUCUCUUGACCUCAUUGACUGUCUGCGCCCCACCUGCCUGGGUGUGCUCCAGAUGUUUAUCCGGUUGCUCAUCCUCAUCUCCCCAUGGCCCGGGUGUUUCACAGAUCUGCGGAAGGAAAGACAGUGCAGCCAGGCAACAGGGCGGAGUGCUGUUUGGAUGGUUGCUGUUGUCCGCGGACUUGCAGCUUGAUGACCGUGGAAUGCCUUGCUCCAGAAUCCCAUCUGUGAGUGCUGGAGUCUAAGGCGGAUGGCAGGCAGUGGGCUGCAGGGUGGAAUGGCAGGCAAGCUACCCAACCAAGUGCCCCCUUUUCUGGUCAGGUUGCCCCCAGCAUCUCAAGCAGGAUUUAACAAGCUGGGUCUCAACCAUUCUUUGGCCCCUCAGUAGGGCGACCACUGCUGAUGACGUGGGCUAGACCCCUGAGUAUCUCUGGCUGUCCUGGAUUUUUCUCAUCUCUCUCUCUCUCUCUGUCUCUCUCUGUCUCUCUCUCUCUCUCUCUCUCUGUCUCUCUCUCUCUCUCUCUCUCUCUCUCUCUCUCUCUCUCUCUCUCUCUCUCUCUCUCUCUCCCUUUACAUUUUGUUUAUUAUUUAACUUCUUGAGCCGGAGGUGGGUGGAUGGGGGUCAGAGGACAGAGUAUGCUCUCUCCUUCCACCAUGUUGGUCCUGGGAAGAAACCAGUCAUCAGGCUUGAUGACAAGACCCUGUAUUCGCCAAGCCGUCUCUCAGCACCCGCCAUGGCCUUUCUCUCUCAGCUGAGGUUUAGAAACAGCAGCCACCGCUUGCCUUCACUGCCACGUUGCAUCCACGUCUGACUGCACUAGAAUCUGGCUUCAACCCAAGGCCUCUCACCAGUAUUAAGUAAUCUCCUUGGUUCUCAGAGCCUCCAUCCUGCUGCCCACCGCCCCUCCUCCCUGCCUCCAGGCUGGCCGGCAGGUGCUCACUACCUGCUCACGCCCUCUGCGCGCUGAAAGUCCCCAUCAAGGCCUGAGGCGGCCGGUUCCUGUCACCUCUCUCCUCUUUCACCUGCAGCUAACCUUUGGAGUGGGUUCGCUCUAAAACCAGACAGUUACGAAAUGGCAGCAGCCUCAGGCGACAAAGCCAGGUCCCCAGGGCUGGGGGUCGGGGUGUGCCCUCGAAGAGGAGCCCCACUGCCCUCUGGCCCCUCUCACCGCGUAAUCGGGGACACGCUCUCUGACCCGCUUUCCCGGAGGCGCUUUCUGGUCCUUCUGCUUGGACAGGGGCGGCGAGGAAGGGCGGUGACCCGGGGGCGGAGGGGAGUGGCCGCCGCGGCCUAUUUCCGCGAACCCCGCGAACCCGGUUCGGGGAGCUCGGUGCAAGUUUCUCGCCUCCACGCAGUCUCCUUGGCCCCCGCCAUCCGCGUCCAUGCAGCCUCGUCGACCCCCGGCGCCCGCGCUGCUGCUGAGCCUCUGGCUGCUGCUGAGCCUCGCAGUGCGCGCGGCUGCCCGGGAGCACCCCGACGUCCCCGCGCGGCCCCCGGCGGCGGCGGGGCUGCCACGCGGGAUCCUGCAGUUGGCGGCGCGCGCUGCCCUGCACUUCUUCAACUUCCGCGCCGGCUCGCCCAGCGCGCUGCGGGUGCUGGCCGGCGUGCAGGAGGGCCGCGCGUGGGUCGACCCUCAAGAGGGAUGUGAAGUGAACUUGGUGUUUAGCACAGAGCGCUACAACUCUGAGGAGGAACCUUCUUGGGUAACUUCAAAACUUUUAUUGCAGGAAGCUGAGGAACGUUUGGGCAAAUGUUCUGCAAGGGUGUUUUUCAAGAAUCAAAAACCCAGACCGGCCAUUAAUGUCACCUGCACAGGACUCACUGAGAAAAUGAAGAGACAAGAAAGAGAUUAUCUGCUUUACAAGCAAGUGAAGCAACUGAAGAGUCCUUUGGACAUCGUCAGCAUUCCUGAUAGUCAUGGACAUAUUGAUCCCUCACUGAGACCCAUCUGGGACUUGGCUUUUCUCGGCAGCUCUUACGUGAUGUGGGAGAAGACAACCCAGUUCCUGCACUACUACUUGGCCCAGCUCACUAGUGUGAAGCAGUUGAAAACUGACAAUGACGGCAUCGACUUUGAUUUUACUGUUCUGCUGCAUGAAUUCUCAACACAGGAAAUCAUCCCCUGUCGAAUUCACUUGUUCUGGUACCCUAGCAAACCACUGAAAGUACAGUACCACUGUCAAGAGCUGCAGAGCCCAGAAGAAGCCUCUGGAAUGGAGGAAGCAUCAGCCAUGGCACCAACAGAGCUCAGUAAUUUCUAAAGAGAAAAGAGCGAUCCGCUUCUAUCACAUUCCAAACAAAGCGACUCCACAGGCCUACUUCAUCACUCCUGCAUGAAAGCAAAGGUCCAGGCAUCCCAGCAACUUAGGCAGGCCUGCGGUCACAGGCAAGUGUUUCCCCCCAGAUCAGCCUUGGUGUUUAACUCCGAGAGCCAGUGCACACAUGUACCUAUCUGCCCAGGGCUUAGCGGUCAGAGCACAUUGCUAAGACUUUGUGCAGGUGGAUCAACAACUGCUUUGGGGAAAAGGUUUCAUCUCUGAAUUUGUGUUUUUCAUAAUUUUGGACGUAGUAUAGCUAUUUUACGUUCCUAAAUUGCUCCUACUUAUUACGUCAACAAACAGUUUGUCAACGAAAGUAAAUUGCAGGGAAAUAUUAACUGCGAAUUUCAGGCAAGCAUUCCCUUUUAACUUUGAAAUAAAUGUUUGCAUUUCUAAAUAACAAAAUGUGUUUGUAAGCUUUUGUAUGCACAGCAAAAUGUAGGCUCACCUAGAACUACAUCAAAUCCCACUACUGCCUGAUUCAAAUCUUACAAACAGCAUGCCAUCUCACAUGAUAAAGCUGCAGACACACAGUUAAAGAAACACUGAUCUAGCUCAGAGUAUACCAAAAUAUACUUAUUUCUUUAUUUAUCAGGACAACUCAGAUCCAGUGUUGGUGUAAGUAAUCAAUAAAAGCCAACAUAAUAUGUAAUAAUCAAAUUCAGCAAAGUACCUCCUGAAGGCAGGAAGAACUGAUCCAGGAAAUGUCAUCAUCUGCCUCUCACAAUUAUUAAAAUUUAAUGGAACACUUAUGUCACUGUCUUAAACUCUUGAGCCAGGUUCCUUGGCCAGUAACUGAUUAGGGGACAUCAGCUUCAAAAUGAAAAAAGGAUACAGAGGCACCCACAUGAUGGGUGAGGUUAUGUCCCCAUAGAGGCUGGAAAUGCAGUCAAUGCACCUAAACACCCAGCCUGACAACACCAUAGACUUUGCUGUUACCCUGGUGCUCAUGUGGCUGCAGAACCGUGUCCUGCUGCUACUGUCCCAAACUUCCAGAGUCUCAUACAGUCUUUUCCUUAGCUAAGGCCCAAAUUGUCCAUAUGGUUUUCCAGAAAGAAUGCCAUUUCGAGUCACUGUCCAAUCAACUACUAAAAAUGGAGUUAUAGUCUCUACUUAGAUAACAGGAAAGUUUACACUUCAGAGGAAGGUUUUAGGCAGGGACACCUAACAAAAUAGCCGGAAGCAGAUCUAAUUGUGUAUUUCUUUUCUGUUUUAAACCCCAAACUGUUGCACUUACCUCUCCAGUACCUACUCCUUUUAGCAAGUCCUAAAUCCUCUGCAUAAUCUCUUAAGGGAAACAGCAGCUCUCCUCCUAUGCAAUAAUGAAGACAAAGUACUUUUUCUAAGCACCUAAGAAGCAAUACGUAAUGACUGCAUUGAGCCAAAUCAAGCCAACAGAUAAAAGUUUCGAACUGAGGUUCCCUGAACAAUCUUUCAAAGGAGAUCCCAUGAGCGCUGCAUAGAUUAUAACACAUUGCUGUCCUGUGAUCUCCAUCCAUUCUUUACUAUCCUUCUAAAUGGUAUCUCAGCUUUCUCCAAGAUCUUACUUUCAAAAGAUUUCUCAUUACGCUUACAAGUGAUCAUACUUCCGCCAGUGAACAACAAACAACAUGCCUUAAACAGACUGAUUUUGCUAUAGAGCAUGAAGAGGGAUUGUAUGCAGAAGUCACAAAGUUAAAGCAACUAGACAUUUCUCAGUGUCUUCAUCAGAACAUCUUUUCUAUCAUGAACUCUGAGAUUGUGAGCUUGAUUUAAUUAACAUUGAUUUCACUGGCUAACAACAGAGCAAGUACUUCAUUUGCCUUAGCAUAAAAUGAAAAACUGAAUUCCCCAAGCCCUCUUUCCAUUAGCGGUAUAAAUUCUGAGUCACCAAGUCAAUGACAGUUACAUUUACCAUCACAUUUACCUAACUUCUCAGGAACUUUCAGAGUUUUAAGAUACAUCAGAAGUAGUACCAGGAUUUUGACUGCCAUUUUAUUCUCUUCUACUAUUCAGUUUCAAUUUUUCCUACUUGAAUGGUAGUUUUUUAGAUAGUACACAUGGUGGUUUGAAUGAGAAUGGCCACUCUAGGCUCCAGGCCAGGGAGUGUACUAUUUGAUAGGAUUAAGUGUGCCUUGGAGGAAGUGUGUCGCUGGAGGUGGGCUUUGAGGUUUCAAGGGCCCAAGCCAGGCCCAGUGUCUCUCUCUUCCUGGGGCCUUCAGAUGCAGAUGUAGAACCCUCAGCUACUUAUCCAGCAUCUUGUUUGUCUAUGCACUGCCAUGCUCUCCACCAUGAUGAUAAUGGACCAAACCACUGAAAACUGUAAGCCAGCCUCCAAUUAAAUGAUUUAUUUCAUGAGUUGCCGUGGUCAUGGCGUCUCUUCACAGGAAUCGAACAUUGACUAAGACAGUUUGUUUGAAGGUCAGUUGAAAUAUCUAUAUUUGGACUUGAAUGUUAGUCCUUCAAGAUCUUAUAGUUUACCACACUGACUUUUCUCAGUUUAGAAAAUUCUGGUCAGUUCUGUGACCUUUCCUAGCUUUCAAAACACAAGUCUUAGCCACCAUGCUCCCUAGCCUACAUAUGAAUGGGUAACUGACUAGAACGUUCUCUAGAAGCACAAGUAGGUUUCUUCAGUGAGGCACUGCUAAGUUAGCUGAAGACUUCAAAUUCUCAUUCAACAAUGUAUAGUUUCAACAAUGAGAAGAGUUACCUUCUUCAAUGGGAUAGUUCCGACACGUCACAACUCACUCCUUCCUGGUGGCUGCCAAAUUUAAGAUUCAUAUGUUAAAUAUUAAAAUAUAAAAAUUCCCAACUUUCAAAACUGAUUAAAUUCUGUUGAUUCACAAACUACAUAAUUAAGCAGGGAGGAAAAGAAUAACAGAAAACUGAACUGCAUUUCUUUAACGUCAGUUAUCAGCUGAAGGAACAAGAGCCCAACUGUAAUAUCUCACAAAGGAAUAUUGGUAUUAUACAUUAGAAUUACAAAAAAAAAUCUUUAAUUUCAUGUCUUAGGCCUAUGUGCAGGUGACAUUGCAGUCGUUAGCAUCAAAUGUAUACUGGAGUCAACUGGACACAUUCAGAGAGCCCCGAUAUGCAGAGAUGGGUCCUCACUUAAGCUCCAGGGAAUUUUUAAGUGAGUCAGGAAGAGAGCAGCCAUGCAGCAGCUGCCAGUGCGGCCUCUCCCCAACACAAGCUAACACUUUCUUUAAAUUAGCUAAACCUACCCUUCCUAAUAGUAGUGUCAAAAUCUUUAUUUAUUAAUAUCCACAUUGAUAUUUUCCACGCUGUAGGCUUUGUUUGGUCGUUACCAUCCAUCCAUCACUAAUCUACUGAGUUAGCAACAGAUGUGGCUGUUCUUGUCCUCCGGGAUCCUGUUCCAUUCACGCUCCAAUGUGGAUCCAUGCCAUUGCCUAUGAAAUGCUGCUGAUGGAUUAGAAACCCAGGAGAGUUACAACUUCUUCUCUUCUCUUCUUCUUCCUCUUCUCUUUCACGCCCCCCGCUUCCCACCUUCUCUUGAAACAAGGUCUCACUGUGUAUCCCAGGCUGGCCUUGAACUCACAGAGAUCUACCUGCCUCUGCCUCCUGAUGGUAUAACCAGAAUAUUUAACAAAUUAAAAAUGCACUCAGUUUUAUCCAUUUUUCUGACUAUUCUCAAUAUCCAGAGACUGCAUUAAAUUCUGUGGCAGUAUUUCCUUACUGAGAAUGUACUCACAGUACCAAAAGCAAACCACUUCCAAGGUGUGAUGCCAUGGUACAGCCACACACAUUCAUGGAGCUAGUGACUUGUAACCACAGGACCUAUUUGAAAACUUAAAGAGCAUGGUCUUCAAACACUCUACUAUCUCUAUAUGUUUUCUCUGGUUACAAAGACACAAUAUUUACUUUCACAGGGUUACAAGAGUUAAAUUAGAUAAUGCAUCUAAUUUCAAAGCAGGCAGGCAAUUCAAUCUUUUUAUCCUAGAAUUCUAAAAUUAUAAAGUCUACAAAUAAAGUCAAAAGCUGCACAAGAUGUUGCAGGCCUGUAAAACCAGCAAUGCAGAGGUCAGAGGUGGUGUGUGUGUGUGUGUGUGUGUGUGUGUGUGUGUGUGUGUGUGUGUGUGUGUGUGUAGGUGGAGAGCAGGAGCUCAAGGCUAGACAUGAAAGCCUGUCCAAAACACCCACCACUUAUUUCUAUUAUCUACUUUUAUUGAGUAAGGAUAACAGAUUAGGGUAUAUAUGUGGCAUCAGAGGUUUCGGUGUGAAAAAUUCUUAAAAGUAUAAAGCCAACUAAUUCUGGAAACAAAGGCUUACAUUCGCUGUUUCUCAACUUCAAUGAACACAACAUAGGCCAAACUCAAAUCACUCAACUGAACUACCAGGCAUCACGAACUGAGCAGGCAGCAACUCUACAAAUCCUGCUUUAUCCAAAUCUAUGAAUGCAAAUAAGGAGAACGUAGGUAAGCUCCUUGUUCUUGUCUAAUACAAGACUGCCAAUAACACUGUACUCCUAACACGGGUGGUUAUAAAUGGGCAGAAGCCACAGACUGAAGCCAUUUGCCAACUUCACUCUUUUAAUAGCCCAACGAAGAAUCUGAAAAUGCUCUCUAGUAAGAUCAUGAUUCACACAUGCCUCAUUAAGUGACACUCCAAGAGAUGUCAUGAUGUACAAUGUUUACACUCAGAGCCUCAACAGAGUAACUUCUAGAAUAUCAAUGCAUGCCGUAGAGACAAGGAACAACUUACUUGAGAAGUAAAUCACUGAAAAUUAUUGACUCUUGACUAUAAAUGGAAGAAGCUACAUGGCUAUUCUGUACUGUUUUUUCAACUUUUCGGUAUGUUGAAAACUCUCAUGAUAAAAAAUUGAGGGAGUUGGAGAGAUGGCUCAGUGGUAAAAUGCUGGAUGAGUAAGCAUGAAGACCUGAGUUCAAUCCUCCAGAGUCCAUGUAAAGUCAGCUGGGCACCGCACAUGCCUGUAAUCCUAGGAAGUGGGGGUGGGGGUGGGGCAGGAUGAUCCCUGGGGCUUGAUGGUCAGUCAUACUCGAGUUCCAGGUUUAAUGAGAGACGUUACCUCAAAACUAAGUUGGAAAACAAUGAGAAAGACAACCUCUGGCAGGUACAUACACACACAAAACCACAAAUGUACAUACACGAGCACAUGGGAACAGGGGGGCAUGGGCUGCAUAACCACAGUCCCAGGACAUGCACACGGGGUGGGGGUGGGGGCUGCAUAACCACAGUCCCAACACAUGCACACGGGGUGGGGAUAGAGGCUGUAUACCCACAGUCCCAGCACAUACACAUGGGGGUGGGGGGUGGGGGCUGUAUACCCACAGUCCCAGCACAUGCACAUGGGGGUGAGAGGGUAUGGGCUGUAUACCCACAGUCCUAGCAUUUGGCAAGAGGACUGUGAGUUUUGAGGUCAACCUGGGUUACACACAUAG